Molecule: messenger RNA, 3777 nt
Organism: Silurus meridionalis
Lineage: Eukaryota; Metazoa; Chordata; Actinopteri; Siluriformes; Siluridae
Gene: creb3l1
Product: cAMP responsive element binding protein 3-like 1
Exons: 12
Coding region: 233-1849 (538 amino acids)
Biological process (GO): regulation of transcription by RNA polymerase II
Molecular function (GO): cAMP response element binding; DNA-binding transcription factor activity, RNA polymerase II-specific
Source: RefSeq, a predicted model, not a curated record
GCAGAGGCGCGCGCACACAGCUCCCUUUAACACACACACACACGCACACACACCGAGCCGGACACACUGUCCAUCAGCAGGGAUUCCUCCUCGGAUGAAGGAAACAUCUCAGAUCUCAGACGAGUCCGAGAGAUCAGAAGGCCUGCAGAUCUUCAGUCUGGAGUAGAUCCUGGUGUGGCUCUGUGAACACUAGAGACGAUCUUCAUCCACCAGAGUUCUGCACACAAGCAGUAUGGACACCAUAUUGGACAGUUUCUCCUCGGACAAACUUUUCCCGAAUCCCAACCUGUUGGACCUGGAGGACCUGAACGAGUCCGACUUUCUCAAUAAUGUGCACUUCUCAGAGCAGAUGGAGGAUUUCUCCAAUGAGCUCUUCAACAGCUUUUUUGAUGAUCACCUGCUUGCUGAGAGAACGCCACUGCUGGACAUGGAGCUCGAGCCACCAAACCCUGACAUCCAGCAGGAGCACAGCUACUCCCUCAGCGGAGACUCGGCUCCUCAAAGUCCCUCCAUGCCCAUCAAAUCAGACGACGACACAGAGGGAAUGUGGGCAUUUAGUCAAGACUUGACUGCCAUCCUGGUGAAACAGGAACCCACCCUCCUGUCUGAGACUUCCCCUGGACCAAGUCCUGCCAUGCCCACCUCCAGCAGCUCCACUCAGCCCAUCACCCUCAACCCACCACCACAGAGACGCCACACUCACGACAAGGUGGGACGAGAACAGAACUCAAACACGGUACCUACCAUCAAAGCAGAACCCAAAGAGGUCAACCAGUUCCUCGGUGGUCCCACAGAGGAGCACCUGCAGCUUCCUCCCACUCCUCCAAGCAGCCACGGCAGUGACAGUGACGGAUCUCAGAGCCCUCAUUCGUUGCCUCCGUCCAGCCCCGCCCGCAUGCAGAGCCCACAUUCGCUGGCACCCUCAAGCCCUGCCCACCUACAGAGCUCUCAUUCGCUAGCGCCGUCCAGCCCCACCCGCCAUCCAGCUCGCUCCUCCACAGCCAUCUCCUCCUCACCACUUCUCACAGCUCCUCAUAAGUUACAGGGUACAUCAGGCCCACUGAUGCUGACAGAAGAGGAAAAGAGGACACUGAUGGCUGAAGGUUACCCCAUCCCCAACAAACUCCCCCUGACCAAGACCGAGGAGAAAGCUCUAAAACGUGUCCGCAGGAAAAUCAAAAACAAGAUCUCAGCACAGGAGAGUCGCCGCAAGAAGAAGGAGUAUGUGGAGUGUCUGGAGAAAAAGGUGGAGAACUACACUUCCGAGAACAAUGAACUGUGGAAAAAGGUGGAGACAUUAGAAAGUGCAAACAGGUCUUUACUGCAGCAGCUACAGAAGCUUCAGGCUCUGGUCAGUGGCAAAGUGCCUCGAUCCUGCAAGAUGGCUUCCACCCAGACCGGGACCUGCCUCAUGGUGGUGGCGCUGUGUUUUGUGCUGGUUUUGGGCUCACUGGCUCCAUGCCUACCUGAGCUGUCACUCUACUCUUCCUCCUCCUCCUCCUCCUCCUCCUCCUCCUCACCAUCACACACGGUGAAGUCCGGCCCGCUUCCCACCACUCACCUCUACACCGCCAGCCAGGUCCGCUCCCGCAGCCUGCUCUUCUAUGAGGAGGGUUCCUCGCUGGAGAACAGCCACAGGAGCAUGCUGAGUGUAAAGAGGGGGGAGGGGGAACCACACCAAUACACAAAGGACCUACAAGAGACCCACAAAACGACACACACUCACAUCAGCACCUACCUGAACCCAGCACAGGAACACAAGAACCACAGUGACCCCCCUCUCCUCCACCAAAAACAACACUACCACAACAGAGAGCAUGAUCCUGAUGGAGGAGCUGAGUAUUUCUAACCCCUCCAGGCGGAGCUGCCUCCAUCACCAGGCCUCCGCUGACCCACGCACGACCUCCAGACCCUUCUCCCAGCCCAGUGGCGCUCCCUAGUGUUACCACUCUUUCACCUGAUAUAACCCAUACGUCGUACACCACCAACACACACACACACACACACACACACAGCUUGAACACACUAAUGCACAGAAAGAAACAACAACAAAAAUAAAUCUUCAUCUUCACCUAUCAUUCCUAUUCCUGUUUGUUCCGUUUCCUGAAAAAGCUCCAGCACACCAGUGUUGGUGUUCAGACUGACGCCUGGUGUUCAGAAGAGUUCCUCACAAUGUUUUGGGCCAUAAAUGUUACACAAACAUUGAGAUGUUUCUCCAGCAGUGUUUCAUUACAGGCGAUCUUCAGAUCUUCUAAAAGUCACCUACUGCUGAAACUUGGCUCUAAUCAGUCUAGAUGAUGUGUUGAACAGCAGACGGAAGAACGUUGUAGAACGUUGUGUUGAACACUUCUGGCACAGAAUUCCUCCUUUACCAUCAUUACCGUGUUUUUCUUGAUUUUGUUAUGAACCCCGUCAGAAUCGUUGAGUUGGAGCUGGACUGCACUUGUUUUGCACUAGGAAAAGAAUUGAUUUAAGUGCCUUCAAGUUCUUUUUUUUUCAUGUAGUCAUAUUUAAGAUGUACUAUUUUCCUACCCUCCAGUUUUCUCCUUUAGAUCUUUUUUCAGCGUACUGAGAACGAAUAAAGGUAUUUUAUUUUAUUUUCUUUUUGUACUAUUUUAAAUGUUAAAAUCCAGAUGCCUUUGUACUGAAUUUUAAAGUAUCCAUAAUAUAUUGUAGUAUCUCAGCAUUCCAAAAAGAGCAUGUUUAUUUUAUGCACAAAAAAAAAAGAAAAGUGAAAAUGUUUUGGUUCUUUUUUUAUAUAAUUGUUUUGGAUGAUGUAAGAUUUACAUGAUCUUUUUUUGUCAUAACUGUUAAACAGUUUUUGUGUUAUCUUUAUUCUGUAUAAAGAAACAGAACAUGUGUAUAUAGGGUGACUGAAACAGGGACAAUCAGCAGUAAUCCGUCAUUAUAGUUACAAUUUUUUUUCUUUCUUGCAGAAUUCUUUUAUAGCGAUUUAUUCAGAUCUUACACACAUGUAGGCUGGUGUGUAUUUACUGAUAAUGUGGGGAAUCUGGAUGUGAUGGAAGUGAGGACAUUCAUUAACAUUUCAAACCUACAUCAUGUUGUUCCUGAUGGUGUAAAUCUCAUCAUCCUUCAUCCAGAUCAUCUGAUCAUUCUUGUAAAGGUCCUGUGUAACGUCAGGCGUGUACACUGCAAUGCACAGCUCCACAUCUUUGUAUUUGAUGUUCGAGAUGAUGAACCACACCAAGCUGCUGUGCAGGAAGUGAUUUUUUUGUGUUACACCGUUUAUUGUAGUGAAGAGUUCGGACUGUGUUUUAGCAUUACAUUUGUCUCGUCUAAUUGUUGGUGAAUAUGAAAUUGUGCAGCAUCAUUUAAUAACUUUGGGUUUUUAAAUAAAUAAAUUAGUCCAUCAGGGUGAAAGCCGCAAUCCACAUCUCUGUAGAAGUUAGAAGGACUUUGUGCUGGAUUUCUGUAACUCAAAGAUUUGUGUCUGAAGCAUGUGGAGGAAAUUCUUUGAAGUCCUGGACCUCUGUAUUGUUGGUAUCACCUGUGUCCUCAUCCUUAUUGUUGCCUUUUGUACAUAUCUGACACUGAUGCUCAAUUCUAUGUGUAAAUAUGGAGGAUGUAUUUUUUUAUAUUUCUGAUGGUCUUCACUACGCGUCUGGGUGAGGGUCGUGGGGCCGAUGCUGAACUCCGGCACUGUUUCAUGUUCUUGCUGCAUGUUUCUCUCUGUGCUUUAAACUCCUGUCUGUUUCUGUCCAUAUUAUACCAAAGUAGAGUUAGAAUGAAGCAAAAUACAAAAAUUUGCAGAAGCAA